This is a messenger RNA of Arabidopsis lyrata subsp. lyrata, 1380 nucleotides long. RefSeq names its product putative expansin-A17. The coding region runs from base 393 to 1160 and encodes 255 amino acids. Gene Ontology annotation, biological process: plant-type cell wall organization. The record is from RefSeq and is a predicted model, not a curated record. Lineage: Eukaryota; Viridiplantae; Streptophyta; Magnoliopsida; Brassicales; Brassicaceae. Gene Ontology annotation, cellular component: extracellular region. The transcript has 2 exons.
AAAGACUUAUAAACCUUGGUUGACAAGAGAAAUGAUAUAAAACUUAGGACAAGAGAGUAAAAGUUUAUAAUAUUUGAAAGAAACUAAACGCAACUACCUAUAGUCACAUGCCCUUAUAGGAUUAAACUUAAUUAUCAUAUGCCUGAAAACUCCGUAUUUUUCGCACUUCUUAUAAUCAUUGAAUCAAUCAUCACGAAAUCAUAUUAUUACGUUUUCCGCAAAUUCCAAGUCAUAUCUAAUUAAUUUAUACAUAUAUCUUAAUCAAAACAAGCUCUCUGAGUUCUACUAUAAAUAGCUGAUGAAUCCUAAGUCUUUUGCAUCCAACACUACAACAAUCAUCAACUUCUUCUCUAAUCAAAAGUUAAACACCUAAGACAUUGAAAGAAAAACAAAUGACGAAGAUUUUCUCUCUAUUGGUCGCAAUGAUCUUUUCCAUAAUGUUCUUCAUGAAGAUCAGCUCAGUUUCUGCUGGUUGGUUGCAAGCUCAUGCGACCUUUUAUGGCGGAAGUGAUGCUUCUGGUACAAUGGGUGGAGCUUGUGGUUAUGGAAACCUAUACACAGACGGUUACAAGACAAACACAGCGGCGCUAAGCACGGCACUGUUCAACGACGGCAAGUCAUGCGGUGGAUGUUACCAAAUCUUGUGUGAUGCAACCAAAGUACCACAAUGGUGUCUUAAAGGAAAAUCAAUCACAAUCACAGCCACAAACUUCUGUCCACCAAACUUUGCUCAGGCAAGCGACGAUGGAGGAUGGUGCAACCCACCAAGACCUCACUUUGACAUGGCUCAGCCUGCGUUUCUAACCAUCGCUAAGUACAAAGCUGGUAUCGUUCCCAUUCUCUACAAAAGGGUUGGAUGUAGAAGAAGCGGAGGGAUGAGAUUUACGAUGAACGGUAGAAACUAUUUCGAGCUUGUUCUCAUCUCAAACGUAGCAGGAGCUGGUGAGAUCUCUAAAGUUUGGAUUAAAGGCUCUAAGAGCAACAAAUGGGAGACAAUGUCAAGAAAUUGGGGAGCUAAUUAUCAGAGCAACACUUACCUUAAUGGACAAUCUCUCUCUUUCAAAGUUCAACUCAGUGAUGGAAGAAUCAAAGCAGCUCUCAACGUUGUUCCUUCGAAUUGGCAGUUUGGUCAGAGCUUCAAGAGCAACAUCAACUUCUGAUCUCAGUAAUGAUUGGGUUUAUGGUUUUUAUCCAUCUUUUGUAUUUACUUUCAUUGGGUAUUUUUGCUUCCUCUGUUGCAUCAUCAUCAUCUGUGAGAUAAGCUGCUUGUUUUAUAGCCUUAUUAUAGUCUUGCUUCCAGAGAGUUUAUAAUCUGGAGAAGACUCAAGCAGUGAUGAUUGUAUUUUGUACAUUUAAGGAAGAAUAUGUUUACUAUAUAUA